Molecule: messenger RNA, 1350 nt
Organism: Acanthosepion pharaonis
Lineage: Eukaryota; Metazoa; Mollusca; Cephalopoda; Sepiida; Sepiidae
Source: the annotation of a GenBank genome assembly
AUGGGAAGAAUCGCUUGGAAGAUGGAGGGAGAAGUACGGGCGAGGAGAGAACGGGAAUUUCUUUAUUUCUUUAUCUCUCUUUGUCUUCCUUUCCGUAAUUUGUUUUCCGUUUAUUUUUCCUCGAUUUUCAUUCUUUUUUCUUUCUGUCAUUUUUCUUUUAUUUUUCAAGUGACAUCUCUCUUUUUCUUUCAUUUUAAAUGUGUCUUUUUCUUUAUUUCAUUCAUUCGUUUUUCUUUCAUUCACUUUCUUCUUCUUCGACUUCUUUCUCCUCGUCCUCUUCUUCUUAAAAAGUCUCUCUUAAAUCUUCCUUUUGUGUCUUUACCGCGAUUUCUUCUUUUUUGUCUUCUUCUAAAUGCUUAUUUUUAUUCCUCUUCUUCAAAAAUAAAUGAAAAAAUAUUUCUUACAUUUUCUUCUCAUUAUUAUUUAUUCUUCUUCUUCUUCUUCUUAUUAUUAUUUUUAUUAUUAUUAUUAUUAUUAUUAUUAUUAUUAUUAUUAUUAUUAUUAUUAUUCUUUUUCUUUUUUUCUUCGUUUUCUUUUUCAAAAACCUCUCCUACUCCUUUCAUUUGUGCCUUUACUAUUAUUUCUCCUUUUUUCUUCUUCUAUUGCCCAUUGACAUUUUUUUCCUUCAUUCUCCUCUCUGUACCUAACUUGUUUCCAUAUAUCCCAUUCUUUGUCUCUGUCUCCCUUCAUUUUUUUUUCUCGCGUUCUCUAACACCUGACUUUUUCUCUCUUUUUCGUCUCGUCUCUCGCUUCCUCUCUCUCCCUCUCUCUCUAAGACAUUUCUACUUUCUUUUCUCCCGUUUCCUUGUUUCUUCUUCCUUUUUGUCUCUUCUUUUUUCUUUCUUUCUUUCUUUCUUUCUUUUCCAAAACUUCAUUUUUUUCUCGCGUUCUCUAACACCUGACUUUUUCUCUCUUUUUCGUCUCGUCUCUCGCUUCCUCUCUCUCCCUCUCUCUCUAAGACAUUUCUACUUUCUUUUCUCCCGUUUUCUUGUUUCUUCUUCCUUUUUGUCUCUUCUUUUUUCUUUCUUUCUUUCUUUCUUUCUUUCUUUUCCAAAACUAUUUCUCACUGACUUUUCCCCGUCAACCUCUCUCUCUUUCUCUCUCUCUCUCUUUCUCUCUCUCUCUCUCCUAAGUUUUCCUAUUUCUCAUUCUUCGUCUUUUUUCUCUUGUCUCUUCUCUCUAACACCUGCUCUUUUGAUCUUUUUCUCGCCUCCUCUUUUUCUCUUUCUACUUCCUCUUCUCUCGUUUCACUCUCUCUACUUCCUUCUUUUGUCACAUUUUUUUCUCUCUCUUUCUCUCUUAUCCCUUUCUUCCACACUUAUUUUAUUUCUUGCUCUCCCUCGAUCUUAG